Nerophis ophidion (straightnose pipefish) is the source of this 3065-nucleotide messenger RNA. RefSeq names its product dual-specificity tyrosine-(Y)-phosphorylation regulated kinase 4 (gene dyrk4). Lineage: Eukaryota; Metazoa; Chordata; Actinopteri; Syngnathiformes; Syngnathidae. Gene Ontology annotation, cellular component: nucleus. Gene Ontology annotation, biological process: peptidyl-threonine phosphorylation; peptidyl-serine phosphorylation. The transcript is spliced from 14 exons. Gene Ontology annotation, molecular function: protein serine/threonine kinase activity; ATP binding; protein serine/threonine/tyrosine kinase activity. The record is from RefSeq and is a predicted model, not a curated record. The coding region runs from base 270 to 2132 and encodes 620 amino acids.
GACAUCCCCAGCUGUCCGCGGCAGAAAACUGAGCAGGCGCUCCUUCCUCCUUCUUCCUUCCUCGACGCGUCAUUCAAACACUUUGCAAAUCUCCUCAUCCGUGACGUCAAACCUGCAGCGUGUUGGCUUUUGCAGCCGAUGUGAGAUCGCUUUUCUCUCCACUUUCCUCGUCGCGGAAGGAGGACACAGUCGGGAAAAGUCGCUUGGAAAAGAUGAGUCUUUUUGCUUGGAUUUGAUCAACUCUCCCGCGUCACGAUCACUUUGUCAUCAUGCUGCCGGAUAUAAAUAAGACGUCACGCCCCGAAGCCUUUCCCCACAGACAGCCAGCAGAGGGCAGUCGUCUUGGGACAAACCGAUCCUGCUUACAGAAGUUUUGCCCAGGAGGAGGGACUUUGCCUCAGCUGGAGCCUCCAGUGGUCCAGGUGGUAGUCAGCAAUGCCAAGAACCAGCAGCAGCAGACCGACAACACCCUGCCCCAAAUUGUCAACAAGGGGGUCCAGAACCACUAUCAGACAAACACAGUUGGGAGGCCGAAGCCCACUCAGCAAUUCACUAUGCGGUUCGGCGCAGCCAUGGAUAAAAUGUCACGCAACAGUAUCUUCAGCAACAAGUCAGAUAAAGAAAAGUCACACGAGGGACACAGACUACCCUUGUCUCCCACAGUCGCUCUCAACAACUUCCAAGAUCGUCUGACUGAGUUUGAGAAGGAUGAGAUCAUGGACUACGCCGAGAUCUGGUUCCUGGGUCUGGGCUGUCAGAAGAUCGAGGCUUCCCAGGCGGCACCACAGAACGGUGGCUAUGAUGACGAUCAUGGCAGCUACAUCAGGGUGCUGCACGACCACAUUGCCUACAGAUUUGAAGUGCUGGAGGUGAUUGGAAAGGGCUCCUUCGGGCAGGUGCUCAAAUGCCUGGACCACAAGAACAACGAACUUGUAGCGGUUAAAAUGAUACGUAACAAGAAGAGGUUUCAUCACCAGGCUCUGGUUGAGCUGAAAAUCCUGGACGUGAUAAAGAGGAAAGACAAAGACAACCUUCACAACGUCAUACACAUGAAGGAGUACUUCUACUUCCGAAAUCACCUCUGCAUCUCCUUUGAGCUUCUCGGGGUCAACUUAUACGAGCUCAUCAAGAAAAACAACUUCCAGGGCUUCAGUGUGGCUCUCAUCCGUCGCUUCACCCACGCUCUCCUCAGGUGCCUGCAGAUGCUGCACAGAGAGAAGAUCAUUCACUGCGACCUCAAGCCGGAAAACAUCCUUUUGUCUCAGAAAGGACCAGGAAACAUCAAAGUGGUGGAUUUUGGAUCCAGCUGCUACGAGCAACAAAGAGUGUACACCUACAUCCAGAGCCGCUUCUACCGCUCCCCCGAGGUCAUCCUGGGUCACCCCUACAGCAUGGCCAUUGACAUGUGGAGUCUGGGCUGCAUCCUGGCUGAGCUCUACACCGGAUACCCUCUCUUCCCUGGGGAGAGCGAAGUGGAGCAGAUAGCUUGUAUCAUGGAGGUUCUUGGGAUGCCUCCCAGUGAUUUUGUCCAGUCUGCUUCAAGGAGGAGGUUGUUCUUUGACUCAAAAGGGAAUCCCAGAAACACCACCAACAGCAAGGGGAAAAAACGAAGACCAAAUUCCAAGGAGCUGUCAACUACACUGAAAACAAAUGACGCUUUAUUUUUGGACUUCAUCAAUCGCUGCCUCACCUGGGAUCCAACCAAACGGAUGACGCCCAUUGAGGGUUUACAGCAUGACUGGAUCCUGGAGGGGAAUUUCAACAAGGUGAGGCCCAGAACUAAACCACCAGUGAAGAAGCAGACUGCCAAUGUGAGCACGACAAGGAGCAACGGUGAACAGGAUUACAGCAAACAAACUCAUGGCAAAUCUGCAGAGAGGCUCAGCUCGCACGACAACUGUGACAACGACAAGCUGAAGAGAGACGGUUCUGACACAAGCACCGCCUCCACCGAGCGCCUGCGGCCCAUCGGGGCUUCGGCGGAGGAGGAGGUGUGCGAAAGCGAGGACUGCAAGCUGCGGGAUGCGGGUUUAGAGAAGCCCGUUCACAUCAUCCUCAAACCUCAGGAGGAAGAGGGCAUAGAGCCUCAGGACAGCCAAGAGCCGUCUCCUUGUUUGCCUCCUGCCAUGUAAGGGAGUCAUGUUGCAUUCACUGGAAAUGGGAAAAACCCACGCGGAUGUGGAGAAUGUCACCUGCGUUCCAUUUCAGGAAAAUGAACUAAAUUGGUACUAGCCAUGCUUUUCCUGCAGGCUGAUGGUGACAUGUUGGUACAAACACUGCCAUGUUGUGUAGCGUGAACGUCCCACAACUAGUGUGAGGGUACAAAGCGCACCGGCAGUUCUAAGUUGACAUGUGAGAAAAAACUAUUUUAGAAAUGAAUGUAUAGAAUAGGUUGCAUCAAUCAUUACUAAAGAAGCAGAAAAAAUAAUCUUUCUUCAGUUCAAUAAGUUGUUAAUCAAUCGAUCACUAUGUAUAUAUAUAGCCCCUAAUCACAAGUGCCUCCAAGGGCUUCACAUCCCCUGAACUGGCGCACAUCCGGGCAAGGAAAAACUUCAAAAGGCUGAACUGAGAAAAAGAAAGAACCCUUGGGAAGGUGCUGCAGAUGUGGCAACACCCUCCUGGGUGACCAGCUGCAAUGGAUGCCGAGUCGGUACAAUUAUUGCAUUGUUAGAUUAAUAUAUAAUGUAAGAGUCCACAAAUUGUAUUAUUUUUGUAUGUAUUUGCCACAUAAGAAUGUUCAGAAAAGGUUGUUUCAACCUAUUUUUUAUUUAUUCGAUGCAGUCUCUGCUGAGCACUGGAAUCCCCAACAGAUCAGAGAGCUAUAUUUCAAAAUGUUAGUAAUUUAAUUGUAUGUGCUUUCCCAGGUGUAAAAGUGUGUAUGCAAUACAAGCUGAGCCAAAACUAUUUUUGUGGUAAAACAUGAUAAGAUAGUGUGUACUUUUUGAACUGGAUCGCAAACAAUUGUAUUUAUUUGUUAUAGCAAAUGUUUCAUAUAUGAUGAGUAAACUGUGUGUGUAUUUGAAUUGAAGUUAAAGUACAAUAUAUAUUUCUGCUGUUGUCUCCUA